This is a messenger RNA of Chenopodium quinoa (quinoa), 1839 nucleotides long. RefSeq lists its product as uncharacterized. Bases 1 to 1839 code for a protein of 612 amino acids. The record is from RefSeq and is a predicted model, not a curated record. The transcript is spliced from 4 exons. Lineage: Eukaryota; Viridiplantae; Streptophyta; Magnoliopsida; Caryophyllales; Amaranthaceae.
AUGGAAAGUGAGGAGAAAAGGAGAUUCUUGUUGCUUGCUUGUUUGUUUCCUUCGGGUGCAAGUAUACCUGUUGAAGAAAUGAUGAAAUAUGGCACCGGAUUAGGGUUGUUUCAACAAGCUGACACUCUAAAAAAAGCCAUGGAGCAAGCCAACACAUGGGUUGAUGAACUCAAAUCAUCAGCUUUAUUGUUAGAAGACCAUCGUGAAGGUUAUGUAAAAAUUCAUGAUUUGGUUCGGGCAUCUACAAUAUCUCUAGCAGAAAAAGAUGGAGACAAGGUUAUGGUGGAAGUCUUUCCUGAAUGGCCAUCGUUGGAGACUUUCCAAAAGUAUUAUGCUAUAUCUCUCAUGUCAGGCAUUGAUCAUUCUCGAAUGAAUGAUCUCAACUCCGACAAGCUUCAAAUAUUGAUAUUAGACAAUGCAAGAGUAUGCCUCGAGAUUUUUUUUUCUGAUAGUUUCUUUGAUGGAAUGUUGAGUUUAAGAGUUUUAGUCCUGAAAGGAAUGGACUUUACACUAGGGUUUCCAAAUUCCAUUAAGAAAUUGAAGAGGAAUCUUAGAACAUUGCUAUUGGAGAAAUGUAAGUUGGGAGAUAUUACUGGAAUUGAUGAGUUGACAAACCUUAUUGUUCUUAGUUUGCGUGAAUCGAGUAUGGAGGAAAUACCAGAGGCAAUAGGCAAUCUUUCCAAUCUUCGUUUGUUGGAUUUGAAUGGGUGUGUGAUUAGCAAGAAAGGGAUAUCAGCUAAUGUUGUCCUAUCUAAGCUGUCUAAGUUGGAAGGAAUUUACGCUCUUAGUAAUGGCUUGAUUUUUUAUUAUGAAGAGGAUGAAAAUAGAAGUGAAUUUGCGAUUGUUGAGUUGGAUGAAGUAGUGCAAGUAACAAUUGAAGAUUGUCAUGAACUCGAGUUUAUCAAAAAACUAGAUCAAUUUCAAAUAUGUGUUGGAAAGAGUACCAGCUCUGAUUAUUCAAAUAUGUACUCUCAAUCCCGUGCUUUGCAGCUCACCCACAUAAAACAUCCGAACUCAACUGCAACGCUAUGCCCGAAGAUGCAGUCUAUCUCAUCAAUCCCUUUCACGGCACCAAAAUUGGCUGAGGUAACUGUGUCGUCUUGUGAUAAUAUGAAAUUCAUUUUUAUGGAGAAUGAAGAUGAGUACAUAUUUAUUAAAAGAUAUUCUAGUUUAAAGCGAAUGAGACUAGAAUAUCUUCCGAAAUUGGAAAGUCUUACGGGUAUAACUAAACGUUCCACCACGGCUAGCUAUAAUCUUGAGGCUCGACAUCAAAUUCUUUUCAAUAGUAAGAUAAUAUUCCCAUCGUUGGAGCAAUUGGUCUUGUAUUGUUGUGGAAGAAUUGUAACGCUGUGGGAUGUCAAUUGUACGAGGAUAUAUAGUUAUCGUUCCAGCUUUGAGAAUUUGCACAAGUUAGAAAUUACAAGAUGUGACAAACUUGAAACAUUGGGUUCGCUAUCAAUAGCAACAGCACUUGUGCAACUUAAACAAUUGUCCAUAGAUAGGUGUCCACAAAUAAGGGAGGUUAUAAGUGACGAGGAAACAGAGGAAACAGAGGAUCUUACAUAUGGUUAUGAAAUUUUUCCAUUGCUUGAAAGUGUUAGACUAAAAGAUUGCCCCAAGUUGAAGAUGUUUAUAUCAAGAACAAAGCAUAAGGAUAAAUUUCCUAAAUUGUUAAUAUUGUCUUUGCAAAAAUUGGACAUUAGCAAAUGUCCUGAUAUGAAGUUUUUCUCAAUUCGGCCUUCUUUCAAGGCACCCAAAUUAAAUCAAAUUGAAUUUGAUCAUGUGGCUACUCCCAUGGACAACGAGACUAAGGAAAUUAAUUUCUUAGUCAAUUCCUAA